Messenger RNA from Prosopis cineraria, 743 nucleotides. RefSeq names its product pre-rRNA-processing protein TSR2. NCBI's taxonomy places the organism in Eukaryota, Viridiplantae, Streptophyta, Magnoliopsida, Fabales, Fabaceae. Gene Ontology annotation, cellular component: nucleus. The record is from RefSeq and is a predicted model, not a curated record. The transcript has 4 exons. The coding region runs from base 58 to 384 and encodes 108 amino acids. Gene Ontology annotation, biological process: maturation of SSU-rRNA from tricistronic rRNA transcript (SSU-rRNA, 5.8S rRNA, LSU-rRNA).
UGUGUGUUUUUGCGCGGACUGUGUGGAUCGAUCUCUCUCCUUUCUCGGCCGACGAAAAUGGGAUCGGGGAAGCGAGAAGGUAGAAAUAGGUUGGAGGAAGGCGUGAGAUUGGUGCUCUCUGGUUGGGAUGGGCUUCAGCUGGCGGUGCAGAAUCAGUGGGGUGGCUCCGAUUCCGUCCAGAAAUUCCAUCACCUCUCUUCUCAUCUCAUCUCUUCCCUCUCCAAAUCCUCCGCACCUGUUCGUCUCGAGGAUCUGGAAAGUCUGCUCCACGAAUCCAUGUUGCUCACUUUUAAUACCGACAUAGAAGAUGGCAGCAUUGAAGAGGUAGCAGAACAGUUGGUAAUCAUCCACGAAGAAUACCUGCACAGCCAAUUAUUUUAUUAAUCUCUGUGAGAAAUUUCCAAUAAUGAUCUCAAAGGUUGCAAGUAAUGAAAGUAAGAUUUUGCUGAAUGAGGAUAUUGAUGACAACGAAAUUAAGAGACUUUCAGCUCAAAUUCAUAUCUAGGAGAUUGCUCAGUGAUUCAAAAAUUUGUUAAUAAUAUAUAUGAGUAGACUUUUGUAUUUAACAACUAAAUGGUAGGAUAAAUUUAUUUAAUUAGUAAAAGAAAAAAACGUGAAGUGUUAUGGGCCCACGAAGACUCGCUUGCUCUCUUGUUUUUUCCUUGUUAAAUUGAUCCUCUGUUUAGUUAUUGUUCUCAUUUUUUUCAAUUCACUAACAGCUUAAUGUUACAGUUAUUAUUUCA